CUAGUGUCCGCCAUCUUUGAUUUUUGGGGGGACAGGCCGCGGCGCGAGCGGGGCCUCACUCAACCAUAAAAACGGUCAGACACGAGAUAACCGAGCUACGGGACAACCGGGAAUCCUGCGCGCCGGCUCCCCACAACCAAGGCCCAGCACCCGAGGACAGAGCCGCGGCUAGAAGCGGCGGGGGACGCAGAAAGCAAGCAGCCCUCCCUGCAUGUGGACAGCGGUUUGUUGGCAGCUAGCGACUGCAGCUAAACACGGCUAGCCAGCUUUUGUAAUCCGCCGGCGAGACAGACGUUCGCUCACGUCCGACCAGGCCGAGACUGGAUUUUUGAGUUGCGGACAUAAAACACUGCAGAAGGCAAGGGACUCAGCGGCCGUGGCAGGAGGCUGGUUCUGGGGCCGAGGCCAAAGGACCAGACUCAAUGAGUUUCCAGCGAAAUGUCAGAGAAGUCAGGGCAGAGCACCAAGGCAAAGGAUGGCAAAACAAAAUAUGCAACCCUUAGCCUCUUCAACACCUAUAAGGGCAAAUCUCUGGAAACCCAGAAAACCGCUGUGGCUGCCAGACAUGGGCUCCAGAGUUUGGGCAAAGUUGCCGUCAGCAGGCGCAUGCCCCCUCCAGCUAACCUGCCCAGCCUAAAGGCAGAGAACAAAGGAAACGACCCCAACGUCAACAUAGUCCCCAAAGACGGCAGUGGCUGGGCGUCUAGAGCUGAGCCAGGAGAGGAAAGGCAACAGGAAACCCCCCCACCUCAAAACAAACCAGCACCACUCCAGUCACAAGAGCUUUCUACUGGAGGAAGCCGCUCCUGGGCAAAUAACAAGCAGCCGCAGCUCGAUGGAUCUCCUCGUGUAAGCACUCAUUUUCAUCAAGAGUUUCCCAGCCUGCAGGCAGCUGGUGAAGCUGAGAAAGGAGAUGGUCAGGAUGAAGAGCCUUAUGGACCGGGCCCAAGCCUCAGACCGCAAAAUGUUGGCAGUUGGCGUGAAGGUGGAGGCAGGAAUUUGAACACAGCAACCAGCCCCCCUGAGAUGGACACCAAGCCUCAGGAGGAGAGCAGUCCAAGCCUCGGUACCGCCACACCCCCUGUUGAAGCUGAAGAACCUAGCCGAAAUUCAACGACUGAAGGUCAAAGGGAGCAGAAAAGGGAUGGCAGAGAGAGGUGUCCUCCACCCGUCGCCUCUCAGCCUAAACUUAAUGGGGGGCAGCAGCCUCCUGCAGGCCUGCCAACUCACUUUGACCCUGCUUUUAGGAGCAUGAUGCCACCUUAUAUGUUCCAUGCCUAUCCGCAAGUGUCGUUUGCCCCCGGACAGGCGAACUUCAGAUACCCUGUGCCACAGGAUGGCGGAAAGAUCCCCAGGGGUUCUCGUUCAGCGCGGCCCCAGCAGCCACCCCCUCAAUCCUGGCUCCUAGACCCCGACAGACCCUCCAUCAUCAGUGCAACGGAACUGAAGGAGCUCGACAAUUUAGACACCGAUACGGAUGAAGGCUGGGCAGGCGCUCAGAUGGAAGUCGACUACACCGAGAAACUGAACUUCAGCGACGAUGAGGAAAACCAAGCUGCUAAAGAAAAAGGAGAAAACUGGGAGUGGAUAAGGUCUCGGACAUCGGAGAACCAGGAAGGUUGGAAGGAUGGAUCUGAAGAGCGUGGGGCCACCAAGACCUGGGCUGACAGCGUUGAUCCUAGAGCACCAUCACCUGGCAGUGUGGGGCAGUACAGUAAAUUGCCUGCUUCACUGGACUACCAGAGUGGGGCUCGGUCUGGCAGUAGCGGUGCUCCACGGGGCAACAAACCACAAGCAACUGUAGCACCGGGCGCAGACGAAGACUCUGAAGCCUGGCGACAGAAAAGAAAGAAGCAGUCUGAAAUCUCUGAAGCCGUAGAGCGGGCGAGACGGAGGAGAGAAGAGGAGGAGCGACGCAUGGAGGAGCAGAGGCUGGCUGCUUGUGCUGAAAAACUGAAACGUUUAAAUGAGAAACGCAGACAGGCCAACGAGGGCAAACCUGCCAGCGAUCAAACCACUAAUGAAGAAGCGAACGUUGCUGGAGAGGAAGCCUUAUUAGCAUCCGUUCCCGCAUCCAGUCCUGUGCCCCCCGUCUCAGUUCAACAGUCGGAGGUCCCAGUUGGGCAAUCGGAGAGGGCGGAUCGAGACGGGGAAAGGACGGAGCGAGAAGAACCCAGCACUGAGGAAGAGCCUGAGCGAACGCAGCCCAGCCCCCCCGUCCAAAGACCUGUAACUGUAGCCCAAGAGCCUCAGGGUGAAGGAGAAACCGCUCUGACUGAAGGUGGUCCACUGGUGCAGGAGAACCAGACCGACAGGACGUCUGUACAGAUUCAGGAUUAUUUUAACAUGGAGGAGAACAGAGUGGAUGAGUCCCACCUGCCCAUGCCUCACAUGGAGCCUCCUGGAGGGGAGGAAGUACCCGUCGCACCCCCACCACUGGAAGGAGAGGCAGCAACUGCUAUGCGUCCGUCUGUGAUCUCAGGCUACUCUAAACAGUUCCAGAAGUCUCUGCCACCACGGUUCCUCAGACAGCAGGAGCAGAUGAAGCAGCAGCAAUGGCAACAGCAGCAACAGCAAAGCGGAGGUUCUGUGUCGCCGUCGGGUGGUGGCAGCGUUCCAGCUACCCAGCAGCAGCAGCAACACCGCUCCAUGUACCAACCUAUGGGCCCCCACCACCAGCACCUUCCCUCUAUGGGGUUUGACCCCCGCUGGCUCAUGAUGCAACCCUACAUGGACCCCCGCAUGAUGUCGGGCCGCCCCCCUAUGGACAUCCCAGCAAACAUCCACCCUGGGCGAAUGCCUCAGAAGCAGAUUGUCCGCAGAGAACCGGGUGACAACUCCAGUUCUAGCUCUGAUUCGUUUGACCACUUGUCCCGACCAGUACGAGACCACGGCUUCCCCACAGACUCGCGGAUGGUCUGGGGAACAGACCCCUACCCACAGUCAGAACCAUUGCCUUCGGCUACUCCCCCUAAACGCGAGGACAAUAAGGAGCAAAGGAUUGACUCUGGUUUGGAUCUGGACAGGGGUCUGCCAGCUAUUUAUGCUCAGGAUCAUGGUGUGGUGGAGACCCGUAAGAAUGCCUUCUUUCGGGAUUCAGAGUCACUGUCUGCGUUUACUCAGGGCCUGGAGGAUGUGCCGGGGCCUCUAGAUAGGGCCCCUGUAAGCUCAACUUUUGAAGCUGACGAGCAAGGCCUGCCUAGUGGGGAGGAAGUGGAAGCUCUCGGUCAGGCCAUGCUCCAGAGAAGUGUGUCUCAGGGUUCCAGCCACUCCCUUAAGCUGGAUGAACCCAGGUUUGAUGGGCUACCCCUGGCUGCAAAACCGCUAGAGCUCCAAGACGAAGGUGAGCGAGCGGCUGAUAAGCCACAAAGUGAGCUCUACUCCCAGGCUGCUGUAGCGAGCAACAGGGCUACACCGCCAGCAGAUGGAUUGCUCAAAUCGGAGAAGCUCCCUCUGCCGGCUCCAAGCAAGCAGAAAGCUGAGCUCCGGUGGGGUGGGAGAUCGGGGUCCGGUCGCAGAGACGGACCAGGAGGAGAGAGACCUGUUCGCAGGUCGGGGCCUAUAAAAAAGCCUGUUCUGAGGGAUAUGAAAGAAGAGCGGGAGCAAAGAGAAGAGCGAGAGAAACGUCACGAGAGAGGGGAGAAAGGGGACCGAUCCAAAAAGGAUCAGUCCGUUAAAGCGCCAUCAGCAGCUGCAGCCGUCUCUGAAAGCUCUCGAGCUCAGGCUGAAGUGAAGAAGGAACCUGCUGAAGCCGAUGAAGCCCCAGUUGCCCACCAUAGGGCCAGAGACUCACAGCCUUCUUCUGGGGUUCCCACCUCUUCUUCCCAAGAAGAGAAACCAGAUAAACUUCCAUGUAACGACAAGCAUCCAGAACCAAAACUUCCCAGCCGGAAGGAGCCCCAUCUCCCUACGCGUGCCUACAGAAGAGAGGAAAGGGAGCGGGAACAGGACAGAGACAGAGAAAAGGAAGCUGAUAAGGAGAGGGAAUGGCCUAUGGACUCCAGUUUUAAAGGCCGCGGUCGAGGGGAGUACUACUCCAGAGGGCGGAGCUACAGAGGAAGUUACAGCGGUCGUGGCAGGGGAAGUCGUGGCCGUAGCCGGGCGGAGUUCGCCUACAGAGAGGCACGAUUACGCUCCGAUUUACCUUCCGCUGGAGGCGCCGCAGCCUUCCGUAACAGAGAGGAAAGUGAAACACGCAGCGAGAGCUCGGACUUUGAAGUCAUUCCAAAACGCAGGCGGCGGCGUGGUUCGGACUCGGACUCUGAAAGUGCAGGCGGCAGAGAAUCGGCCAGCGACACCGGACCCUCCGACCGGGAGCCCAGCACCAAACCCAGCCGUCCACUAAGAAGAGAUCUCCCCGCUGAGGCGCGUCUGGGACCCCACAAGCUGGGCUUUGAGCCGCCGCAUGUCGGGGAAAAGGCUGGAAUGAGAGGAGAAGACGACAGCAGACCAAAACCAGGCUUUCUUCCAAAGGGAGAGCCUUCUCGGCGAGGGCGGGGGGGAUUGUACAGCAGGCGAGGUGGAACCAGGGAGCGCGGGGGUCCACGCUCAGCCCCUCUUCGACGAUCCGGACCCAGGGACUCUUCCUCUCAGUGGCCUUCUAAACCGAUGGAGACGUUCAGGCCCGAGGAGGCAGACUGUGCAAUGAGAUACGACAACCCCCCUGCUGAUCGACGACCCCCGAAAUUGGAGGGAAAGAAAUUUGGAGAGGGGGGUCCUCAGAGCAGCAGAGAGAGACCCCGCAGAACUCGACCAGCUAGACCCCCGAGGCAGGAUAAACCUCCCCGCUUUAGGCGCUUGAAAGAGCGCGAGGCAGCUGUGUUGGGAACUGGAUAUUCUGCGACCAGUCCUCCUGUUCCGUUGCCUUCUGUGGCUGCUUCAGCCGCCCCCAGUUCUGCACCCGCUUCAGUGUCCCAGUCACCCACCAUGUCUCGAGCUCCAGGAACUCCUCUAACUGUGCCUGCGGAGGUGGCAGCUGCUGCACCUGCACAUGACCAAACAGCCCCCAUAGAAACAUCCCUGCCUGAGACCAGCGGUUCCACCAUCACUGCAGUGGGCAGCAAGUCCCCCGACUUGUCCAACCAGAACUCCUCAGAUCAAGCAAAUGAGGAGUGGGAGACCGCCUCAGAGAGCAGCGACUUCAAUGAAAGGAGAGAACGAGAGGAGAGGAAAGGAGCACUGGAAGCUGCUAAUGAGGCAGCCGCUGCUUCUGCCCCAGCACCCACACCCCCUCAGGGCACUUUGACGCCUAGUAAAAGUCCACCGGAUGGAGGUGUGACUCCAAAACGAGAAAUAUCCCAAACGGCCAAGAGGAGUUUCUCAAGUCAGAGACCUACGGAGAGGCAGAAUCGUAGAACGCAGAGCGGAGCCAAACCAGGACGGAGUUACGCAGGAGGCAAAGGAGACAGGAGAGGAGGGGGCAAGACUGGACGCAAAGGCCCUGCAGCUCAGCAGAACUCGGAGACGUCGGUCCCAGCAGCUGGAGGAAGCUCCCAGAGAGCUGCCAAGGAUCAGCCUGCAAGACGCAAAGAUGAGGCCAAGCAGCCCAUCAAGAAGCCAAAGGAGAACGCCCUUUCUCAGUUUGAUCUUAACAAUUAUGCAAGUGUUGUGAUUAUUGAUGACCAUCCUGAGGUGACCACCACAGAGGAUCCACAGUCCAGUGCCAACGAUGAUGGUUUCACAGAAGUAGUUUCCCGCAAGCAACAGAAACGACUGCAGGACGAAGAGAAACGCAAGAAGGAGGAGCAGACGUCUCAGAAUUGGGGUAAGAAAGGUUCCGGUGAGAAAAGCAGAGGAAGUGGAGGAAAGCUGCCACCCAGAUUUGCCAAAAAGCAGUCAUCCCAGCAGCAGCCUCAGCAGCAGCAGGCUGCACAGCCUCAGCCUCCUGCAGCCGCCGCCGCCCAGCAGCCGCCACCGCCGCCGCCUGUCUCUGCAGCGCAGCAUCCUCACCACGCUCCCUCACAGCCUGCUGCAUCUCCUCAAACUCUAGAAGGAGCGGUGGCUCCUCUACCCUCCAUUCCUCCGGCUACCGUGGAGUUCACUUCAAAGACCCUCCCCCCUGCGCCUGCACAGCCGCACAACACUCUGGGUACAGAGCUGUGGGAGAACAAGGUGGCGGGCUCCGCUGCCCUUCCUGAUGUCAAGAAACUAGGUCCCAUCAGCCCUCCUCAGCCCCCCUCUGUGAGCGCUUGGAACAAACCUUUAACCUCCUUCACCGGCACCGUCUCCUCUGAGGGUGGGAAGCCCGGAGCUGACGGCUCUGUGGAGUUAGGCAUAGACAGCAUUCAGUUUGGAGCGCCGUCAUCUGCAGGAAGCACCGACAGUGACGGAGGACCAGCCCUGCUGGAAACCGUCUCUGAAAGCAAACUUCCUGCUCCCAAAGAACAAAGACAGAAACAACCACGAAGCGGUCCAAUCAAAACCCAAAAGCUUCCUGAGAUGGAACCAGUAGAACCCAAGGAGUACAAGCCAGGUCCCAUCGGAAAAGAACGCUCUCUGAAGAACCGCAAGGCCAAAGACGCACGCGGAGCCGAAGCUGAAGGGAUGGAGGGAGGAGUAACGGGUGGAGGCGUCAGCAGAGCCACAGACUCCAGUCCUCCCACCAGUGACACCACAGUACCAGAACUGGGAGGGGACAUCGAGGGCAUGAUCACCGUCCCCUCAGCAGAGUACUCCAGUAACUCCAAGGAGUCUGUCACAGACUACACCACCCCCUCCUCGUCUCUGGCGGACAGCGUUCCCACAGGAGGCAACAAAAUGGAGGACAGCUUAGUGGCCAAUGUGGCGCUCCCCCACUCGCUGCCCCUUCCUCGCAGAGAGACCCUACAGCAGAGCUCCAGCCUCAGCACGGUUUCUCCUGCUACUGUUGACCUAACACUAAAAAUGGAGUCUGCUCGGAAAGCUUGGGAAAACUCUCCCAGUUUGGAGAAAAGCUCUCCAGUCACCUCCUCGUCCUCCCCAAACACCUCCUGUGCUUCCUCAUACUCCUCCUUCUCCUCGGCCUCCAUGCCCCAGAUCCCCGUGGCAUCCGUAACCCCCAGCACUUCUCUGCCAGCAGGUUCUGGUACCUACACCACAUCGUCCCUCAGCACAAAGACCACAUCAGCCUCCGACCCUCCUAACAUCUGUAAGGUGAAACCGCAGCAGCUCCAAGGCGGAAGCCUGUCCUCCUCCACCAGCAGCAGCUUCUCUCAGCUGGGCUGCGUGCCCCCCCUCCUGCCUCAGCAGCAACAGACCCCACAGGUGUACGUUUCCCAGGCCGCAGCAGGUUCUGCAGCUCAGAUUCCAGCCUUCUACAUGGACACUAGCCACCUGUUCAGCACCCCGCACCCUCGCCUCGCCGCCCCUUCUCUGGCGCAGCAGCAAGGCUUCCAGCCGGGCCUUUCGCAGCCAACAGCAGUGCAGCAGAUUCCCAUUCCCAUCUACGCUCCGCUUCAAGGCCAGCCUCAGCACCAACACACCCACCAGGCUCAGCUGGGACUCGGCACCGGCCCGCCCGUGUCUCAGCCACAGGACCUGUUCAGCUCUUCACUUCAGCCUUACAGGUCACAGCAGGCGUUCAUGCAGGGCAGCUUGUCCCAGCCGUCCAUGAUGCUGUCCGGACCGUCCCUGCACAGCUACCCGGGGGUUCAGGCUCCCGACCUGGGCAAGCCUCAGUCCAGCCUGGCCUAUCAGCAGCCCUCCUCCACCCAACACAUUCCCAUUCUGUUUGAGCCGCCGCUCAACCAGGCCUCAGGGAUGGGAGGGUCCCAGCUCAUAGAUACGCACCUGCUGCAGAAGCAUUUGGCAUUGCUGACUCCUCAGGCUCGCCAGGGGAUGAAUCAGCAUUCUAACAUGUACUCGGGGCAGGUGCAGCAGCAUGGUCAGAGCAGUUACUAUAGCAACACGCAGUCUCCCAGCUCUGCAAUGCAGCAGGUAACUGUCCCUCUGCCUGGUUCCCAGUUGUCUCUGCCGAACUUUGGGUCAGGAGGUGGUCAGCCUCUGCUCGCUCUGCCGCCCACUCCUCCCCAACCCCAGCCUCCAAACAUCAACCGCCAGCCCCCGGUGUCUCAGCCCUACCGAGGCAUCAUGGGUCCAAACCAUAACAUGAUGCAGCCUCCAACCAGCAAGAUGGACAUGGAUCUCAAGCUGUUCGGCAGCGGGAUGGACGUGAAGCCCGGGACUCCUCCAGUCGGCGGCAGGAGCACCACCCCCACCUCCAGUCCUUACCGGGCCAGCUCCACUUCUCCCAGUAGCCAAUCCAGUAAAAUGAACAGCAUGCUUUACCAGAAGCAGUUCCAGCCCAGUUCUGCAGGCCUGAGAAUGACUCAGCAUUUCCCCGGCCAGUUCAACCCACAGAUGCUGUCUCAGCCCAAUAUCGUCUCUCCUCUGGUUCGCCCUCACCACGCAAACUCCUUUGGAGGAGGAGUCCAGCGCUCCUCAAUGGGUCCUCCUAUUUCACCCAACAUGAGUGGUGGGCUGAUGCCUCACCCCCGACCCCAGCACAGUCAGCACCCUCCCAGGGGCCCCUCUGGCUCCUCCCUUCCACCCAGAGGGACACAAGCAGCCCUGAAGGCUGAGCAGGACCUAAAGGCAAAGCAGCGCGCUGAAGUUCUUCAGUCGACUCAUAAGUUCUUCUCAGAGCAGCAGCAGCAGCAGCUGAAGGCCCCUCAAGUCAGCAAGCCUCGGCUCGAUCAAGGAGGAAAAGCUCCGCUCGACCCGUCGGCCACCAACCACCAGGCAGCCGUGGAGCGACCGGAUGCCGACAAACCUGCUGCAUCCACGGCCAAGCCCAUUCGAACUGGCCCCAUUAAACCACAGGCCAUCAAACCAGAGGAGGGCAAAUAACGAGCCGCCAGCCCCAUCGAGACGA
Messenger RNA from Cyprinodon variegatus (sheepshead minnow), 8851 nucleotides. RefSeq names its product proline-rich coiled-coil 2C (gene prrc2c). Gene Ontology annotation, biological process: cell differentiation. The record is from RefSeq and is a predicted model, not a curated record. The transcript has 34 exons. Bases 439 to 8826 code for a protein of 2795 amino acids. NCBI's taxonomy places the organism in Eukaryota, Metazoa, Chordata, Actinopteri, Cyprinodontiformes, Cyprinodontidae.